GUGUGAGCUAAUAGUAAUAGUUUUAGCUUGUAAACAUAAUCAUGCUCAAGUGUGCACAACUAUUCGGCUCCAAACGUCUAUGCUCGGCCCAAGUUCCUCUCGCUUCCAGCGUCCGAUGGAUGCGUAACAUCGAUCGGGUGAACGUAAAGGUCCACCAAGGUACGGUGAGUGGCGUGAAGGAGCAGCUCCCGAAUGGGGGCGUUUUCUGUGCCUUCCGGGGCAUCCCGUACGCGAAGCCACCGGUCGGUGAGCUGCGCUUCCGGGCCCCGCAGCCGCUGGACCGAUUCCCCUACCCGGUGCUGGACUGCAGUGUCGAGCGGGACGUUUGCUUUAGCAGAAACAUGUUCACCCAGGAGCUGGAAGGAUCGGAAGACUGUCUGCAUCUGAACGUGUACACGCCCGGAGCCGGGGAAAAGGCUGGCCAACCGCUGCCGGUGAUGGUAUUCAUUCACGGUGGAGCGUUUCUGUUUGGCAGUGGCAAUGGCGAUUGCUACUCGCCCGAAUACCUGCUCCAGGAGGAGGUGAUUGUGGUCACGCUAAACUAUCGGCUCGGUGCGCUUGGCUUUCUGCAUCUGCCCAGCCAGGGCAUUGAGGGCAACGCGGGCCUCAAGGAUCAGCUGGCGGUGCUGCGCUGGGUGCAGCAGAACAUUGCCGCAUUUAACGGCGAUCCGCACAAUGUGACCCUGUUCGGCGAGAGUGCCGGUGCUGCCUCCGUCCAUCUGCACAUGCUGUCGCCCGUUUCGCGGCAGUACUUCCACCGGGCGAUCUGUCAGAGUGGGGCCUCCGUCAUGGAGUGGGUGAUGCAGCGCGAUUCGAUCAACCGUACCCGGUCGCUGGCCCGGCACAUCGAUCCCGACGCAAAGACGGACGAGCAGGUGUACCGGACGCUGUUGGCCGCGGACAAGGCCCAGCUGAUGGGGCUAAUGCUGCACACACUGUCGGCCGACGAGAAACGGCGUGGUCUGCCAAUGCCUUUUAAACCGGUGGUGGAGGAGGGUGAACCGGGUCCGGACACUGUCGUGCCGGUGCAUCCGUUCGUGGCGAUGCAGCAGCGCGAUCGUACCGGCACGAUGCCAAUCAUUUUCGGAAACAAUGACCGCGAGGGCACCAUCAUGAUGAUGGAUGCGAUCAAAAAGCUCGACCUGUAUGAUAACGAUAUGGCACGGAUGAUUCCGCGCACGGUUAACGUGGCGCCGGGCAGUGCCGCCUGCGAGCAGCUGGCGAGCGAGGUGAAACAGUUCUACUGUGGUGCGCAGGGCGUUACGAAGGAAACGGCGAACCAGCUGGCCGAUUUGAUGACGGAUUAUCACUUCGGGAUACUGGCGAACACGUGUGCGGAGCUGCACGCGCGCUAUCAACCGAACUCGCCCAUGUUUUACUACCAGUUUAGUUAUGACGGCGAGCUCAAUAUGUACAAAAAGCUGCUGCAGCUGUCCAUUCCCGGCGCGUGCCAUGCGGACGAGCUGUCGUACCUGUUCCUGAUGAGACUGGCAAAUUAUGACGUCAAACCGGACACGGAGGCGGGUCGCGUUCGGCAGCUCAUGUGUCGGCUGUGGACCAACUUUGCCAAGCAUGGCCAUCCGACACCGGCCAACGAUGAGAGUCUUCCCUUCCGCUGGCAGCCGGUAGACAAAAUCGCCCCAAGCGCUGCCAGCGAAUCGUUCCGGUUGCAGUGUUUAGAUAUAGCGGCAGACCCGAAAAUUAUCACCGACCCGGCAAAGGAGCGAAUCGAUUUUUGGCGCACUGUUUACAAGCGAUGGAAUGAUGAUUUCCUCAAAGUGAAGCUAUUUAACCAAAUGGCUGAAGCAUCCUCCUGCAACGUGAAUAUAACAUCCGGCCCCAUCCGUGGCACGGUAACACCCCUUCCCGAUGGUUCCGGCCCAUGCUACACCUUCAAAGGCAUCCCGUAUGCUGUCCCGCCCGUCGGACCGUUACGCUUUCAACCGCCACAGCCGCUAACACACCACUCGGACGACGGGCAAGUCGUGCUGGACUGUACGCGAGAGCGUGCGGUGAGUUUGGCCAGCAGCUACCUUCCACCGAACCCGCCCCUCGCCUCCGAAGACUGUUUGUAUUUGAAUGUUUACACACCGAAAAACCCAACCCCUUUGGACGGUUCCUCCGAUCUGCCCGUAAUGGUGUGGCUGCACGGUGGCGCCUUCUGCACCGGUAGUGGCGACUCGUCCAUUUACCAUCCCGAGUGGUUGGUGGCGAUGGGGCCCGCCGUCGUCGUGACGGUAAACUAUCGGCUCGGACCGGCCGGAUUCCUGUGCCUACCGUCGGCAGGCAUUUACGGCAAUAUGGGACUGAAGGAUCAGCGGCUGGCGUUGCAGUGGGUGAGGGCAAACAUUGGCCGGUUCGGAGGGGACGCGCACAAUGUGACACUGUUCGGGGAGAGUGCCGGUGGCGUUUCGGCCCAUCUACAUUACCUUUCGGUGGGAACGUACCAGCUGUUCCACAAGCUCAUAUGCCAGUCCGGGGUGGCGACUGCGUCGAUCACCUUUCAGAAGCAUCCGGAGCAGAAAGCGCGCCGUCUGGCGGAGCAUUUCGGGUGUCCGCCCGAUGCUUCCGAUCGCCAAGUGUUGAAUACUCUUUUGAAUGUUGCACCCGAGCAGUUGGCCAAAUCGCAAAAGGAGGCUCUCUCGGCACACGAGAAAACGCUCGACUCGGUGUACGCCUUUCGGCCGGUGGUGGAGCCGUCCGAUGCGAUCGAUCCGAUCGUUACGGAAAAUGCGUUUGAUUUGCUGCGCAGCUUCAACCGGCCGGGCAAGCCGAUGAUACUGGGAGUGGUCAGCGAGGAGGCACUGUACAAGAUCAACACCUUCCGGCAGCACCUGCAACGGUACAGGGACGAUAAGGAUCGCUUCAUUCCGGAUUUGCUGAACGUCCCGGCAGGCGAGCGAUCGGAGGUGGCCAAUCGCAUUUUAGCGUUCUACUGCGGUACGACCGAGGUGACGCUGGAGAAAGAGUUCGAGCUGAGUCGCAUUUUUACCGACACCAUGUACCUAAUUCCGACCGUACAGGCGGCAGAGCUGCAUCUUCGUCGUAGCAAAAGCGAUAUCUUUUUCUACCAUUUUGGCGCCGAGACGGAGCUGAACAAGUUUCGCCAGCAGUGGAAAGUGCCAGCGGAAUAUCGUGGCGCAAGCCAUGCGGAUGACGUGUGCUACCUGUUCAGCGCGAGCUUCUUCCAUACGGAUGCGGUGGAGCAGGAUUCGCCGGCCUGGAAGUUACGAAAGGCAAUGUGCCGCCUGUGGACUAGCUUUGCCCGCCGGGGAGUGCCACGGUUGAACUCUGAGGAGCUGCAGCAAUCUUAUCUCCCGGCGCUCGAUGAUAGCAAACCACCGCUAAACGCUUUAAUCGCCUACGCGCGCGCCCGUUUGGGGUGGGCCGGCUCAGUCCGCAGCAAACUUCCGAUCAGGAUGGUUAUCCGCAAGCUGUACGUUCCGCCGACGGUCGCCAAGACGAAUCCGGCCCAGCCGCCGGUCGUGGAUCCGAGCUUCAUGGCACCGUCGGUCGUGGAUCCGAACUUCAUGGCACCGUCGGUCGUGGAUCCGAACUUUAUGGCACCGUCGGUUGUGGAUCCGAACGGUAUGCCACCGGCUACCGCUUAUCAGCCUCCAGCAGAAGAUGUGCCGAUCAUCGUCGAGCCGGAAGGAAGCGGUGCCUCGAACGGACCACCGCUAGUGUUUGCCGACGCAGUGGAGUUGGAUGUAGUGGCGGGGAAAAUUGUUGGCCGCCGGAAGCCACUCCCGAACGGAUCGGAGUACUACUCUUACCAGGGCAUCCCGUACGCCAAGCCGCCGGUCGGUGAGCUGCGCUUUAAGCCGCCCGUUCCGCUGGACCAGUUCGACGAGCAGCCGCUUCAGUGCGGGUCGGAGCGUGGCCACUGUCUGGCGAUUAUGGCACUUCCCGAGGGGCCCGCGGGCGUUGAAGACUGUCUGUACCUGAACGUGUACACGACGAGCGGUCCGGGCGAAGCGCUCGGCAUGCUGAAACCUGUGAUGGUGUGGAUACACGGCGGUGGCUACUACACCGGCAGCGGCAAUACGGACUUCUUCGGGCCGGACUAUCUGCUGCAGCACGGUGUCGUCUUGGUGACGCUGAACUAUCGGCUAGGGCCGCUUGGAUUUCUUGCCCUACCGUCGGUCGGUAUCCAUGGUAACCAGGGGCUGAAGGAUCAACAGUUGGCGCUGCGCUGGGUGCAGGAGAACAUUGCACGGUUCGGUGGUGAUCCCUCGAACGUGACCCUGUUUGGGGAGAGUGCUGGCAGUGCGUCGGUUAACUGGCACUAUCUGUGCCCGAAGUCGCGCCAAUACUUCCACAAAGCGAUUUGCCAGUCGGGAUCGGUGUUUUGUCCCUGGGGGUUGCAGUACCAGCCGGAGGGUAGGGCGCGCAAGCUGGCCGCCGUGUUGGGCUACGAAGGCGAGGACGAUGCAGGUGUUUUGGCAACGCUGCAAAACGCAUCGGCCGAAGAGUUGGUGUCCAACUCCACGAAAGCGUUCGAAGAGUGGGAGAACAGCCUCUACUGCAUUUCGCCGUUCAUUCCGUGCAUUGAGGAUCCCAGCUCGGAGGACGCAAUCAUUCCGCAGCGUGGCGAGGAGCUGCUGAAGCAACCGAACGUGACCAAUGUGCCGCUGAUUCACGGUGUCACCAGUGGGGAGGGUUUGGUGUUUUAUGGACUGCUGCAGCAGCGGUUCGACGAGGUUACGACCAAUCUGGCCAGCCUGCUGCCGCUCGAUCUCGGCAUACCGCGUGACUUUGCGCCGGCCGUGAUCGAGGAGAUACGCCAGUUCUACUUCCAGGACAAACCGAUCGAGCGGGAUGGACUGGGCCACCUGCUCGAUCUGGUGGGAGACGUUGGCUUUUACUUCCCGGUGUACGCAGCGGCGGAGCUGCAUUCGCGCUUCCAGCAGGAGGCACCACUGUACUUCUACCGCUUCUCGUACGAGAGCGAGCUGAACCAGCUGCGCAAGCAGUUCAGCGUACCGGACGGUACACCGGGAGCGGCCCAUGCCGACGAGCUAUCCUAUCUGUUCAAUGGCAGUCAAAUUACUGUCCCGGUCGAGGCUGGCUCGGUGGCGGAUCGGGCUCGAACGUUGCUCUGCCGUCUGUGGACCAACUUUGCCAAGUUCGGCCAGCCUACGCCGGAGGGUGACGAUGUUGGCUUCCAGUGGGACCCGCUGCCACCGACCGCUGCCGGGGAACCGUUCGUGCUGCGCGCCCUCGACCUGAACGAGCAGGUGCAGGUGGUGGAGAAUCCGAUGCAGGAGCGGAUACAGUUUUGGAGGUCGCUGGCCGAACGCUUCAAUCCCAAUCUGGUGGCGUGAGGGCGGACGGAUUACUACCAAUAUCAUAUCUUCAUUCAUAGAGCUUAGAAAUGCAUAGACCUUUCGCGCAAAGGGUUACUGUAAGAUAACA
Anopheles arabiensis is the source of this 5418-nucleotide messenger RNA. RefSeq lists its product as uncharacterized. Bases 42 to 5327 code for a protein of 1761 amino acids. The transcript has 11 exons. NCBI's taxonomy places the organism in Eukaryota, Metazoa, Arthropoda, Insecta, Diptera, Culicidae. The record is from RefSeq and is a predicted model, not a curated record.